CAGGCGAUGGCGGGCAAGCAGCCGAGCUUAUGGUGGGGGUGCCUGGUGUCCGAGCUCGGCGCGGUGGGGGCGGGCAAGCCGGGAUGGCUGGAUGACGCCGCUCUCGUCGCGGCCAUGGGUCGAGAUCUGGUCGCCAUUGCCAGGCAGCGAUCGCUCGUUGUCACGCCCUGGAGUGGCGCUCACAGCUCCGCGCCUCGCGCAUCAGGUUUCUCGAUCGAUUCCAUCCCAGCCGCUACCGGGGCCGAUCCCUCGUAUCGAAUCACCGCACUGGAGUGGCUCUUUUGGGAGGGAUGGUCGGUUCUCGCCGUCGGUACGUCGUUGGGCAUUCUUUGCUUCUACUCGGAGAUUGGAGAUCUCCUUAUCAAACAGAGCUUCAAUGUUGGAUCGAUUUGCAACUUACACGUGAGGUGCAACCAGAACAAGCGUGUUACUGCCGAGGAGCUCUCUGUUGCUUUCCAGAGCUCCAUUGCGAGAAUCGACGCCUUAGAUCUCCAGUCACAACUACGCAGACGAUUGCUUGAAGUUGCGAGAAACUCCACGCUCGAGCGCCAGUUGAUCGCGGCAGAAUCGACGAAGCUUUCGUAUCAGGUGUGGAGUGUCAAGUCUUCGGGAAGUAGCAUUUGCGUGGAUGCCGCGAUAACUGGCGUGCUUCCGCCAGCUCUCUUUGAGCAACAGUCGAGAGAGCGCUACUUUUGUGCCGUCACCAUUGGAUCGGACAGCACACUGGCUGCUUUCAGGCUUUCAGAAGAUCGAAGGAAGUCACUGACCGAGCUACUGUUUAACAAGGUUGUUCCGGCGACGGUCUCUAGGAUAACUUCUUUCGCCAAAGCGUUUCGACGCAACAGCGAGCCUGUCCAAGAAGCUAGACCGGCAGAGGUGAAAGCCCAAGAGUUCUCCAGAGCCUCGCUCAUCACAGCUCUGAAAGAUUCCCCGCGCAAGGGCGAAAGUUUGGCGUUGUCUCCAACUUGUUCACUGGCUGCUGUGACCGAUUCCUUGGGACGAGUUCUUCUCGUCGACGUACAUGCUCUCGUCGUGGUUCGUCUAUGGAAGGGAUAUCGUGAUGCUCACUGUAAGUUCCUCGAGGCACCACUGAAUGGCUCGUCCGGACUCCAGCACAGGAGCUCUUGCGUGAAGGAAGACUUUUCUCUCUGUCUCGCGAUUCAUGCUCCUCGUAGAGCUGUAGUGGAGGUAUGGCAGCUGCGAAAUGGUCCUCGUUUAUCAGUGAUCCACUGCUCCGAGAGCUGCCGGUUGCUACAACCCCCGAGCCAGUUCUGGUCGAGCGAUCGAAACGAUCACGAGGAAGAAAGCUACUCGCCCAAGCUCGUGUUCUUGCUCAAGGGAGACUCUGGCUUGCUUUCUCUCAUCAAUCCCUUCAUGGAUCAGUGAAGAAGAAACCGUAUAUUCUUUUUGUGUAGAACGAUUUGUACAGGACAAACACUAUAUAUUCUUUUUGAAUAUGAUCGAUCGAUCGCAAUCUCUACUUUA
Selaginella moellendorffii is the source of this 1485-nucleotide messenger RNA. Its product is annotated as rab3 GTPase-activating protein non-catalytic subunit. The record is from RefSeq and is a predicted model, not a curated record. The transcript has 8 exons. Gene Ontology annotation, biological process: regulation of GTPase activity. NCBI's taxonomy places the organism in Eukaryota, Viridiplantae, Streptophyta, Lycopodiopsida, Selaginellales, Selaginellaceae. Bases 7 to 1386 code for a protein of 459 amino acids.